Molecule: messenger RNA, 1450 nt
Organism: Propithecus coquereli (Coquerel's sifaka)
Lineage: Eukaryota; Metazoa; Chordata; Mammalia; Primates; Indriidae
Gene: RSU1
Product: Ras suppressor protein 1
Exons: 9
Coding region: 141-974 (277 amino acids)
Molecular function (GO): protein binding
Source: RefSeq, a predicted model, not a curated record
UGCGCCGAGCGCCGGGACAGGGCGUGUUCCUCUUCGGUGCCAGUUUUGCAGCGACCGGGUGUGCAUCUCUCGCCGCCGGGGCGCGUCCCACCGAAGCUUGUCGUUCCACGCCCGCCCCGUGCGGUGCUGCCCCCGCGACCAUGUCCAAGUCCCUGAAAAAGUUGGUGGAGGAGAGCCGUGAGAAGAACCAGCCGGAAGUGGACAUGAGCGACCGGGGCAUCUCCAACAUGCUGGACGUCAACGGCCUGUUUUCCUUAUCCCAUAUCACACAACUGGUCCUCAGCCACAACAAGCUAACAACGGUGCCACCAAACAUAGCAGAACUGAAGAAUUUGGAAGUGCUCAACUUUUUUAAUAACCAGAUCGAGGAGCUACCCACACAGAUCAGCAGCCUGCAAAAACUCAAACACCUCAACCUUGGCAUGAAUAGGCUGAACACCCUGCCUCGAGGAUUCGGGUCCCUGCCAGCUCUCGAGGUUCUCGACUUGACCUACAACAACUUAAAUGAAAAUUCUCUUCCCGGGAACUUCUUCUACCUUACCACCCUGCGUGCACUCUAUCUAAGUGACAACGAUUUUGAAAUCCUGCCGCCAGAUAUCGGGAAGCUCACAAAGUUGCAGAUACUCAGCCUCAGGGAUAAUGACCUGAUCUCGCUGCCGAAGGAAAUCGGAGAGCUUACCCAGCUUAAGGAACUCCACAUUCAGGGGAACCGCCUGACUGUUCUGCCCCCAGAGCUAGGAAAUUUGGAUUUAACUGGUCAGAAGCAAGUAUUCAAAGCUGAGAAUAAUCCCUGGGUUACCCCAAUUGCUGACCAGUUCCAGCUUGGCGUGUCCCAUGUUUUUGAAUAUAUCCGUUCUGAGACAUACAAGUACCUCUAUGGCAGACACAUGCAGGCAAACCCAGAACCUCCAAAGAAGAACAAUGACAAAUCCAAAAAGAUCAGCCGGAAACCCCUGACAGCCAAGAACAAAUAAGGAGCUGGCAUCAGUUGGACUUCCGGCCUCUCCUGUCACCAACACUGUCCUCUCUUGCUCUGUGUCUCAAGUAAACACAAUAGUGUGGCCUUUCUUUUUCUCUUUUCACUCUGUUGUUCUAGUACUUUCCACCUUACCUUUUAGAUUCUUUUUGGUAGGUGGUAGAUUGUUAUAAGGUCUUAAAACCUUUUCCAUUUGUUUCUUUAAAAUUGCCCAAGGCAGGGAACAAAGCUCUUAUUCAACUGCAAAUUCCAUAGUAGGCACAGGUUUCAGUUCCUUGAAUAGACAUCACAAGGUUGCUUAUUAUCAAAAGAAUAAUUAAAAUCAUGUAACCAUUUAAAUGUCACAGGUAACACUUUUCACUCUUUCUGUUUAUUCACAUUAUUUUGCUUUAUUAAAAGCCGCCUUUCACCACCAAGAUAUUAUGUUAAUUUAACUUACAAAUGAUUUUAAUAAAAUCUUGAAUUUGUAUCACA